CAUUGUGGGAACCCUCUCUGCUCAGGUGGCUCAAAAUGGUGGAGCUGUGCCGCUUUGGUCGAUUUCUUCCUACAAAUCCACACAGAAACACGUGAAUUUAGCCUCACAACGGUUGUAAAGUUGCGUAACAGAGAUGGGUGACCAGGACAGUUCAGAGGAGGAGUUCCCCAGCCAUGGCAAGAGGAAGGCAGGCCGGCAGAACAUUCUUACAGACGACGUCUCAGAGGGAGAGUCAGAUGGAGCGGUAGACUUUGAAGACGAUGAAGACAUGGAGGAAGAUGAGUCAGGUUCUGAAAGCGGUGAAGAAGAAGAAAGUGAUGAGGAUGAUGAUGAUGAUGACAGUCUUGAUGAUGAAGAAGACAGUGGGGAGGAGGAGGAAGGAAGUGACAGUGAAGAGGAAGAAGAGGAGGAAGAUGAACAAACUGAGGAGGAUGGACAAGAAGUGGAGACAGUGAAUGGGAAGGCAAAUGCACCCAAGGAUGCAGUUGAUGAGGAAGAGGAAAGCUGCCCCAUCUGUCUGAAUGAGUUUGAACUGCAGGAGGUCGGAACCCCUGCUGCCUGUCAACACAACUUCUGUAUCGACUGUAUUCUGGAGUGGUCUAAGAAUAUAAAUUCCUGCCCUGUAGACCGUCAGCAGUUUAACACAAUUCUAGUUCGAGCCAAGUUGGGAGGCAAGGUCAUCAAAAAGCUGAAGGUGAGUGAUGUGAACCAGUUUGCGGAUGUGGAGGAGGAGGAGGAAGACAACACGUACUGUCAGGUGUGCAGACAGCCCACCAACGAGGACAGGAUGCUGCUGUGUGACAGCUGUGAUGCAGGAUACCACAUGGAGUGCCUUACUCCCCCUCUGGAUGCUGUCCCUAUUGAGGAAUGGUUCUGUCCACAGUGUGCCCCUGCUGAGAGUUCCCGUGAAGAGGAGGAGGCACCACAAGUCACCCUGCUGCCCGUGUUGCCUGUUCGCCGCGCUAUCGCUCGCACCAUGGCGAGUGAACGAGUACGCGCACGGGUGAGCCGUGUCCGAGCUGCCCGGUCAAGGGCGCAGCCGUCAGCGUCUCGGUCAGUGUCCCGCCGAGGCAGAGGCCGAGGGCGCUCCAGCUCAGCCCGCGGCCGCAGCACGUCCAGGUCUACGUCCCGCGGCCGGGGGCGGGGGAGGGGGAGGCGGCGCGGGACCACCCGGCGUAAAACCACGCGGUCACGGUCCACAACAACCACCAGGAAGAGGGGGACGAAGAAGACGACUACCACAACUGGAACAACAGUUAAGAGAAGGAGGAGAAAGAAGAAGAGGAGAAAGAAGACGAGGAAGGUUAAGAGAGUGUCAGUUAAGAAGGAAACUCCCUCAACUGUCAAGUCAAGACUGGCAGAGAGGCUUUCACUGGGCAAGCCCAUACCAGGAAGCUCAGUUCCAUCAGUGAAGAAGGCCAGUGACAGAAAAGCAGACUUUGUACAGAAGCCUCUCAUGGUGUUUGGGGAUCCCGAUGGUCUGCACUGCUUCGAAGACGGUGAGGAAACCUUUCCUGAGACAGCAGCUGUCCCCGUGACCAGCCGGUACAGGCGCGCUCACACGCUGUCCAAGUCUGCGCUCAGGUCCCACCGACCUGUCCGUAGGGCUGUGCCCAUUGGAAUAGCAAGCGAGCUGGCCUCCUCCUCGCCGACCCACGCGACCUCCGACGCGACCCUGGACGUCCUGGGCUCCAUCUUUGCCGAGCAGGAGCAGCUACACCUGCCCAGCAGUGAUGUCAGGAUCAACAGGGAUGGCACUCUCUCCUACGGCAGGACAGAUACAAAUGGCACCAGCGGCAGCCACAGAGGGACUGUCCGGGUUGUACCCAGGGGGGAGCACAGACCCAACAGGGUGACUAACGGCGUCCCAUCCAACCAGACGGCUCUUGGAUCUCCCCAGGAGUCCAGCACACAUCCCCAGAGCUCUGCAGGAACGUCAUCGUCCGGUCACAACAGCCAAGGUUCCCAGCAGGGAGGCAGAGGCUUCAGUACAUCAACCGUCACUUCUGGGUCAUCAACUAGCAACCUGGGGUCAUCUCAGGGUGGGCAGCAUCCAUGGGGUAACCAAGGAGCCGCCUCCCUAACAACCAGUUGCCUUGGCAGCAAGCCAAACAGAAGCCCCAGUGAUGACGAGGAGGAGGAACAGCCUCCUAAAAAUAAAUCUGAGAGCACGGACUCUAUUAACCCCCGGCAAGAUUCGAAAGAUGAGUCAAACAGUUCAACAGAGGAAAGCGGUAGUAGGCUCUUCUCGCAUAAACAAUGGAAACCCAUACAGAUAAACAUCAAAUCAUCUUUGCCGCACACAGAAACGAGUCCAGUGCAGGGCUCCGUUAGAACUGACUUGCCUGACGGAGAAGAGCCACAGGAGAGUGUUGAGAAGCUGAACACGUCCUCGCACAGCUCUGGUGCCGAGCAGGAGUAUAACCCGUUCUCCCCUACGGCCUCACCUGUCCAUGGAGAGGAGGGCAGUGGGUCUGUGGAGUACAACCCCUUCAGUCCCACGCCCGAGGACGAGGAUGACGACCAGACAAACCCGUCGCCUGACUCCGAAACAAACAACAACGACCUUGCCGGCACCUCUAAAGAACCCUGGGAGGUGGAGGACAGCAGUGAUGUGGCUGUGGACACGGGUGGGUUGGAUUUGGAACAGGUGGGGACAAACAGCCCCGGGGUGGACAGCCUGCAUAUCGAUUUGGACAACCUGUCCCCACAGCUGGACAGGGAAGAAGACGACGAUGAGCCAACCCUGGGUGAGGAAAGCAGGGAGGAGGAAGAAAUGACCGGAGGAGAAGAGAGCAUCGAGGACUUCCAAUUUGAGGAGGAGCUGGAUGAAUUUCCUCUGCAGAAAAGCCCGGAGACAUUUGCCACUAGCCCUGUAACCAUGGAAAUUCCCAAUACUGCAGCUGUAGAGACUCCCGACAACACGUCAGCCCAGCAGACGGAGAGCAAAAAGCCUGCCAGCACAUCUAAAGCCAGUAAGGCAGUAUUAGACAUGUUUUCGGGCCUGUCUCCUGACAAGGAGUCAUCAGAAGGUGAGAGUGUAAACCAACAGGAAAAGCCAUCAGAGGCAGAUUCUAGAGGGGAAGCUCUGUAUGAGGAUGUUCUGGUGCUAGACUCGGGUGAUGUGAACCUAGAACUACACGACGUGGAAAAUGCAGAGAACGAGGCAGGGGAAAGACAAUCUCAGCCCGUGGAAAGAAGAAGUGAGAGUAAAGAUGAAUUAGCACCUACAGAGGCUGGAAGGGCAGAAACAACUACUGAAACUGAUAAGAACGUGUCUUAUUUCACGUCUCGCGUGACACACACCGAGAGGCCAACAAGCCAAGAAGGGUGGGAUUCCUCAGAUGAAGACACACUGGACAUCAGACCACUGCCAAACAUCAUGGACCUACCCAAGAUUCCCAAGAUACGACAAACGGUGCCUACCAGCCGAGAGAAGGAGAAGACAAGAGACAAGUCCUCGUCGUCUAAGGGGAAGAAAAGAAGAAGAGACUCAACAGCAGAAGGGCACCAAAAGGAACGCACAAAGGAAAAGAAAAGGGAUAGGGAGAAGAGAAAAGAAGCUGGGGAGCAGUCCAGGAAGCGUAAAUCAGAUGCUCCCGACUCGUCAGAAGACGUGUCUGUGAGUAGCAGUCGUAGGAAAAGGAUGAAAGCAAAGCGGUCAAGCUCUCGCCGGCAAUCAAGAGAACGGGAGAAGAGAAGAGAUGAGAGUUUCAGGGCGGACAGGUCUAGCUCCCUUGAGCAGGAAGGGGAGGGGAGGGCAGACAGAUCACACAGAAGUUACAGGAGACAUCGGCAGGAUAGUUCCAGCUCGCUAAGUCUGUCAAGCGAAGAGGAAGCCUCCCCAGAAAGAACACGUAGGUCAAAAUCCAAGGACAGGUCCCGCAUGCGCAGUCAGCACUCUUCUGCUACAUCCUCCAAGAGUAAAAGCAAGGAAGACAGAGAAAGGAGAAAGCACCACAAGGAAAGUAGAAGAGAAAAGAAUGAUAGCGACAAGUCUGACUGGUCCAGAGGAUCGUCCAGAGAUAGAAAGAAGGAGGAAAAGAAGAGAGAAAGAAAACAUGAAGAUAGUGAUAGAAGGUCAAAAGAACGUAGCAGUGGAAAAGGGAGGGAGCAGAGAAGGUCUAAAGAAGGCUCUCCUCAGGAGUACAAAAAGCCCAAGGAAAAAUCUCCAGAAUACAAAAGGGAAGAAAGGCUGGGUGAACCUCCAAAAUCAGACAGUAGAACAUUGGCAGAGAAGAUUGCAGAGAAAAAUGAGAAGCUGUACAAUUACGGUGACCAUGACUACAGGAAAGCCAAAGAUGAUCAGAAGAAGGAGAAAACCGAAAAGGUGAAGACGGGAACACUCAUGGAGGAACUGAGAAAAGUGGGCAAGCCCCGUCUACAGUCAACCGUACGGAAAGUCUCCAACGCGGAACAAGAUGAGGACAUCCUUCCGUUCUCCAGUUUCCUGUCUCCCGGCGGUAUGGACAGGGACCACAGGUCCCGCGUGGAAAGAGAGGGACCUCGGACACCCGAGUACUCCAAACAGAAAAACGGAGACCAGUCGCAGCCAGGCAGUAAGGAUGAAGACAGUGACGAAGGUGACUCCGCUACCUUGUCAAGAUUCCUAGUUCCCGGAGGAAUGGACAAGGAUCACCGAGGGGCAGACCAGCUGUCCAACAGUAACAGCAGCUCCAGGGACGACCCUCGUGUGGAGAAGAUGUCCAGGACCAGCGGAGAGAGAAGCAACCUUCCCGUGUUGGAGCCCCUCAGGCCGCCGGAGAUCAAACCACAGCUGACCCUCCCCCAGUCCCUCCUCACCGUCCUGGGGGUCCUGACGGCACAGAAGCCAAACGCAGGUCUACCUUCAGGUCCAGCCCCAGCAGGAGCGGGAGGGGGGCAGCAUACCGUGACGAUCGAGGCCACCUCUCCAGAAGACGUGGAAAUGAGGGACGUGGAGGAGUCUGGGAGAGAUGAUAUAGACGAGAACAUCGAGUCCUCAGCUGUGGAGAUGGAUAUUAAGGAGAAGCAGAUGUUGGAGAAGCUGAAUCGUCAAGAGCGGGUAGCCGAGGAGGUGAAGCUCGCCCUCAAGCCGUUCUACCAGGCCAAGAAGGUCGACAAGCAGCAGUACAAGGAGAUCCUCAAGAAGUCAGUCAUACAGGUCUGUCACACAAAAACAGGCAAGAUUGAUCCGGUGAAGAUUCGCCGGCUGGUGCGCCAGUACGUGGAAAAAUACCGCGCGAUGGAGAAAUACCUCGCAAAAAAGAAGGGUUCGAGUUCCAGCCAGUCCCAGCCCUGGUAUAGGCAGGCUAGGAAGUGAUCUGAUGAACUCAGACCUUCACAAAGACAUUAAUUACAUUUACAUGGUCGUUUUCGACUCCUACAAAGUCACCUGGACCGCUGAAACAGGUUGAGAGACUUUGUCAUCCAUGGGCACGUAUAUGUACAUAGACACAGAUGACACCGGUUGUGUGCGGCAAUACCAAAUCCCGGGACUCCACAUCUCUAGAAAACUGAAAUUCCCUGCAACGUUGGGUCACCUUCCAACAUAUAUUUCAGACGCAGAGAGAGGUUUUACUCUACAUCAUGUGACGUCUGUGUUCCGUUUCAAUAUGUUUUUCUAGAGUGAAUCAGUGUUACCCAUGCAUAGUUGAAUAGAAAAUAGCCUUGUAGGUUUUUUUGUAGAGAAACUGUAAAGUCUUUUUGAGGUACAGUACAUAGUAUUACAGUCUGCCACAUGAUUUUGAUGUACAAGAAAGUUGCAGCAUUUCAUGCAUGUGGGAGAGAAGAGGGUCAGACUGAGGGCAGUUCUUUUUGGAGGGUUUGGUCAAACACUUGAACUGAAGAACAGUGUGACAGUUUGAAGCCAUCAUGAAGUCAUGAUGGAGUAAAUUAUUAGAGACAGGUAACCAUUUUUCUUGUUGCUAAUGUUUAGUUUUCACUUGAGCAUCACAAGAGGAUGAAGAAGACAUGAUGACAUGCCACCUUAUAGUGAUAACACAGAAUUUAAGGGGGAAUGAUUGUAACACUUGUUUAAAACUGUAAAAAUCUUGUUACAUAGAAUUGUCCAAGUUCUUUCAAUGAAUUCUUGCAGAAUACAAAGCAGAAAUAUAGUGUAGAUUACCAUUUUACCCCUCCCAUAAAACUAUGUGAUCUGUCAGUAUUGCAGUGCAGAAGGAAUGAAGUCAAGAAAUUCUAAUCAUGACAAUGUCUUCAUUGCCAAGCAGGAAGUUCAAAAAAUUUUUAACAGUAUAGAACACACAGAACUGGUCUGUAUGCACACUUGUUGACAGUGAAGUUAGAAUUGGAUUGAACAAUACUACAGAAUGUAGAGGAAUUCAACUUGGAAUGUAUGUUUGUACCAAUUUCAGCAUU
Molecule: messenger RNA, 6357 nt
Organism: Branchiostoma belcheri (Belcher's lancelet)
Lineage: Eukaryota; Metazoa; Chordata; Leptocardii; Amphioxiformes; Branchiostomatidae
Product: PHD and RING finger domain-containing protein 1-like
Exons: 16
Coding region: 134-5302 (1722 amino acids)
Source: RefSeq, a predicted model, not a curated record